This is a messenger RNA of Drosophila albomicans, 1579 nucleotides long. It is a transcript of the gene Timp, whose product is annotated as tissue inhibitor of metalloproteinase. The coding region runs from base 400 to 1032 and encodes 210 amino acids. Gene Ontology annotation, molecular function: protease binding; metalloendopeptidase inhibitor activity. Gene Ontology annotation, cellular component: extracellular matrix. Gene Ontology annotation, biological process: negative regulation of membrane protein ectodomain proteolysis; negative regulation of endopeptidase activity. Lineage: Eukaryota; Metazoa; Arthropoda; Insecta; Diptera; Drosophilidae. The transcript is spliced from 5 exons. The record is from RefSeq and is a predicted model, not a curated record.
UUCAGUGCAGAAUUGAAGGCGCAUCGAAGUAGAACGCACGGAAAGACUCACGACGGCAUCGGCGUAUCGUCACAUCGAGAGAUCGACGUCGGCAUUGUGAAAAUUAUUGUGUGAAAAAUUAUUAAAUGGAAAUGUAACGAGAAGUGUCAGUAAACAAAUUAGGUUGAUGAGCUAUCACUCAAAGUGCUACAGCAAAUCCAAAAACAAAUAAAUAUAUAAAGAAUAGUGAGCACAGUGCAGUCUGCUGAUAACUCAGGUAUUUUACUCAGAGCCACCGAUAAGCGAUACACACGAUUUGUUAUUGGUCUGAGAAGGUAUAAACACGACAGAAAUUGGAUUUAAACAGCUCCUCAGCUUACGUCUCACGGUUUACGGUUUACGGCUUACGGCUUCGGCGCCAUGGAGUUCACAAGGCAUUUUGGUUUAUUGGCGCUUAGCAUGUUGGCAAUACUGGCACUUUAUGGACGCACUGCGGAUGCCUGUAUGUGCAUGCCUUCGCAUCCACAGACGCAUUACUGCUCCGCUGAUUAUGUUGUGCAACUGAGAGUUCUCCGGAAAUCAAAUACUAUCGAGCCGGGAAAAACCAUCUACAAGGUGCACAUAAAGCGCACCUAUAAGGCAACUCCAGAGGCUCGCAGAAUGCUUCGCGAUGGCCGUUUAUCAACACCUAAUGAUGACGCAAUGUGCGGCAUUCAGCUGGACACUGGAAAGGUUUACAUAAUCGCUGGUCGCAUGCCACAACUAAAUGUAUGCGCCUACUACAAGGAAUACACCAAGAUGACAAUCAGUGAACGUCACGGUUUCAGUGGUGCCUAUGGCUUAGCCUGUACUUGCAACAUCUCUACCUGCUUUGGACGCCAAUGUCUGCGACACCGCGAGACCGCCGAAGGCUGCAAGUGGUCGCCUUUCGGGAAGUGCGAACGCGACUACUCUUCCUGCGUUCCCCACCAUAUUCACACCCGCAACGGAGAUAUUCAGCGAUGCCGCUGGAGACGCACACAGCUCUAUAAAAAGUGUCUGAGCUAUCCGUAGAUGAGUAAAGGGAAUUGCCUAAGUACCGCUGGCUCUUCCAGCUUUUGUUAUGCUACAGUUUUUAUAUUUAUAUUUUUAUUUUUUGUGUAGAGCUUUAAUUCGUACGUUAUAUUUAAUGUGUUAUUUAUUAAUGGAUGGCUUUUAGUUAUGGCAAUGAAUCAAUGUAGCUACUUAAUGUAUUAGUGCUAAGUCCUUAAUAUUUAAUACACUUACCAAAUCACGUGGAUUCGGAAAGAAUGUUUGCUCAAUCAACGGAAAGCCAUCUCGGCCCAGACGCCGCUGCAGCUGCAGCAGAUGCGAGAAGACCCAUGGUUUAUCCUAAAUAAGAAUGCAUUGCACAAUUUUACUAUUCAUUUGGCUCAGACAGGCUCAGGCAUGAGCGCAAACUUACCUGAAACUGGUAAAUAGAAUGCAACGAAUUGAUGCUGGGUACUCCGCCAUAUUUAAGGCCCAGUAUGGUCGAUCGAUAAUCACUGGAACCGUCACGCGGCGGUUGCCGGAUCAAUACAAAGUCCGGUCGGAACGAACGGGCUACCUAUUUUUUGGU